AAACCAUUUCCCUUUUCCAAAUUUCUUCAGAGUUCAAUUCAUUCGUCUAUCAAUCAGAGUUCCGCGUUCAACUGGUUUUGAAUCAAGUCCACAUUGAAAGGAAGGUCUUCAUUGAAUCCACAUGUUCCACUCUCUAAAGGGUGUAUGAAAGAAUCAUGAAAUUUUCAAACUUGUUAUCUAAAGGGAAUGCAGAAAAAGAUUCCAAGAAUCAUGGUGAGUCACAUCCUCAACCUCAGUACAAUCAGCACCUUCUUCAAUCUAAGACUAAAAACAUGCCUCAGUCUUUGCAAGUGAAGAAUGUGACAGAAUGGAAAGUGCGACAAGCUGACCUGGAACUUGGAUAUCUAAAGUCGGCAUUUCCUGAUUAUGCUAAACAGUCCCUUAGAGAUGCAUACUUGGCAAACAGUUCUGAUCUGGAUUAUUCAAUUGACUUGCUCCACCACUUUGAUGAUGAUGAGAUUAAUGGUGAUAAGUCUUCUGUGAGACACUGGAUAUUGGGAAUGCUCCAGAAUCUGUACCAGCAGCUAAAGCUAGUGCUCCGUCAAAUCUGGCAUAAGUUUAAAAGUGAAUAAAUUUGGAACUCACAUUGGUGCAUUAAGUGUAAAAAUAGGGAAGGUUACCUUGGACAACACACGUACAUGGUUCGUUUUUUGUGGUUUGCAUAGUUCUAAGCUAGCGGCGCCUUAUUUUGCUUUUGGUCUGACUCUGACGUGUACCAUUAAUUGUGCAGCUUUCACUUGUAUGAAAUGGUGGAAGACCAAAAAAGAUAUAUUGUAAAAGGAAAAAAUAAAACUAAAUGAAAUGAUUUUGCUUGGGAUUUGUAAUUGCAAUGGAAAGGAAGAUAUAUUC
Molecule: messenger RNA, 849 nt
Organism: Glycine soja
Lineage: Eukaryota; Viridiplantae; Streptophyta; Magnoliopsida; Fabales; Fabaceae
Product: polyadenylate-binding protein-interacting protein 6-like
Exons: 3
Coding region: 156-572 (138 amino acids)
Source: RefSeq, a predicted model, not a curated record